AUGUCUGUUCCAUCUUCGAAACCGUCACAACCAGCACCAACAACAUUUAAUGAACGUCUUAAUGAGCAGCUUGUCAACUGCUUAAAUGUUCAAACAAACGUAAUACAAAAUUUAUCUCAAUAUUCACAACAUAUUUCAUCACAAUUGUUCGAAAUUAAGAACAUUGUCGAAAUACUUUCAAAUCGAGUAUUAGCUCUUCAACAACAGCAACAAUUAAAUCAGCAAUCUCAUUUUGUACCAAGUCAUUAUGCACCAUCUUACUAUCCAAAUUAUAUGCCGCAACAACCAAUACCAGUUUCUCAUCCGCCACCAUCUUCUCAUCCUCAUGUUCCUCCUCCGAUUCCAUUUUCUGUUCAACAACAACCUGCUACAGUGCGUAUGCCAAUAACGACAACUGCCACAACAAGUUCAAAUCUUCCAUUUUUUCCUUCAACUGUUGCCAAUCCAUCCGUAUCAUUGUCACAAAAUGUACCAUCAUUUCAAUUUUCUGCAUCUGCACCGAUACCAACAGCACAACCAGCAAUCGCUAAUUCAAUACCAACAACAACGACAUCAGCGCCAUCAAUCUUUUCAAACUUACCGAAAUUCAUCAUGGCUGAUACAACAACUAAACCAUCAUCCUUACUUCCGACAACGACAACAACAACUCCAUCGAAUAUUACUCAUGAAAAGGCAACACAUAGCAGUAAGUUAUUUUUUUUUAUAAGCAUUAUUUAAAACCGAUCGAACUCGCCGGGUGAAAUUCUUGAUUUAAUUAGUGCAUUCGAUAUAUCAAUUACCCAAUCAGUUCUUUCGAGAAACAGUAUAGUACUUCACUUGCAUGAGGACAUAUAAUGUGAAAUUCAUAGAACCGUUGAAGUUUAUCAUAGUAAGGAAACCUAUUUAAGUCUAUCAUGUUUCAUUUAUUAACUUGAAGCAACUAAAAAUUAAUAAGUUAGAUGUAUUCUUGAGAUCAUUAAUACAACUGAAAGGCAUUCCUAUUCGUAAAAGGAUACUAUUGUCGGUAGAAAGAGAGUACGUUUUUUAUACUAACCUUACUAUUUUAAAAGUUUUUCAAUAUCUAAAUAUAUUCACAGAGAUGUAUGAUACUAAUGCUCAUUAAAAAUAAAGUAGAUGAGUCUGUUUCGAAUAACUCUGAAUUGAAACAAGAUAGAGCACUGCGUUUUUCACUAUAGGAAAGAGGAGAUGAAGGCCGCAUGGAAUCAUGUAUUUUAUGUUCUUCUUAGAUAUUUUCUCAGGUUUCGUUAAUCAAAUUUAAAAAAAAUAAGAAGAAAAUGUUUUCUUUUAACGUAGGAACAAAAACUAAAAUAUGAUGCUUUUCACGGUUAUUAUUUGAAAGAUGGGCCGCGAAUUUCGACUAGAAUAGAGAUGACUGUUGAAUAACUAAAUCUAAAAAUCUUAGGCUGGCAUAAUUUUGUAAAUCACUCAUUGGCAGUUUGAAUGCACAUCUGAUAAUUGACAAUUCACUAUAGACAACUCAGAGAGUAUGUUAGUAGUUGAGAAAUGUCGAUUGAAAAAUUUAAGAGAACCAGGUCAAAAAAGUUUGUAACAUACGAUCUAAUAGGUCUUCAUCUCUUUGUGAAUGUGAAAACCACAUCUCUGUCAGGUAUCUAGAAAAAAUUAUUAAAAAAAUUUGUGUCCGCCUUGUUUUUCUGAAAUCGGUAUCAGUAAUAGGCAAGACCUUGAAAACUACUAGCUGUUGAAGUUCUAUGUGAAUUGGUUAAACGUAGUUCUGGAAAUUGUGUUCGAAAUGUCUAGGUGAAAAAUGUUUAGUUUAACCUGAAAUUAACUUACUAUACCUAGCUAGUUUUUCUUGAGUAUAAUAGAUUUAUUCAACAUAAUUCGCCGCUCGCAUCAUAUAAUAAAAAAGUGUUAGUUUAAUAUGUAGAGUUAGAAUUUUAAUGAUGACUAGAAAUUUGUUCGUUGGAAACUUUCAGGCGCAUGUCUCUUGAUCAUUAAACUCUUGGAAAUCGUUAAAAACCAACACUAGUGAUUGAAAAAUAGAAUCAAUAGAAGAAAUAUAUUUAAAAACUGUUCUAAUAAUUUUCGUUUAUAUAUGGGCAAUUCCAUUCGUUAGGGACGUGACGUCGCAAAAUUAGAAUGCUUAUAUCUCUGGUUAAAAAACUUCUUUAGAGCUAGUUUUUUUAUGACAUAAGCAUAUUAAGUUACCUUAUGUAGCCUGAAAAAUUCAGCCAUAUAACUCUCCGUUUAGAGAAGUUACCAGCAAAAAGUAGCGUUAGGGACGUGACCAAAAAAAAGACAUAAACUUUCACUACGCCUUCUUCAGCUUAAAAAAACUACGAAUUGAGGCAGUAUUCUUGAAAAGUAAAUAGUACAUUUUGUAGGUGACAUUUGCUAGUACAAAACUUCUAUCU
Messenger RNA from Rotaria sp. Silwood2, 2375 nucleotides. The record is from the annotation of a GenBank genome assembly. NCBI's taxonomy places the organism in Eukaryota, Metazoa, Rotifera, Eurotatoria, Philodinida, Philodinidae.